CAACAGCCAGUCCUAGCAGAGACUGAGCUACAGGCAGUGCCUUCAAUCUAGGCUUUGGCAAUUUUAUCCUUGUUUGUCCAGUGAAGAACUUCCCAGGGUUGUCGGGCUGUGGAUCAGGAGUUUCACAUCAUCCCUGUUGUCCUGCUGUGACACACCAUCAGCAUGGCAGGAUCCCACAGCCCUGCAUCAGAUCCCGAGGCAGAACUGAAUGACCUCGAAUGCCAGCAAUUGCGAUCCCAGCUGGCAAAGAGCCAACAGGACUUCUGGGAGCUCCAGGAGAAGUUUCUCAUAGCUGAGGCUACAAACUUUGCCCUGGCCAUGGAGCUGAAAAAAUACAAUUGUGAGAAGUUUAAAAACAUCAUUGAGUCCAUACUGACCAAGAAGCUCCACUUUGAGGAGCCGCUGGCAGAGAAGCCCACGGUCCCAGAGCUGCUCAGGCAUUGCCGUGGCAUCCUUGAAGAUCAGGACCAAGAACUCUUCCCAGUUACGUCCAAAGGUCCAAAGGGGGAGAAAUCUAGCCCACAUCCUGCAGCAGUACCUGAAGGACGUGCUCACCGUGCAUGA
Messenger RNA from Oryctolagus cuniculus (rabbit), 564 nucleotides. NCBI's taxonomy places the organism in Eukaryota, Metazoa, Chordata, Mammalia, Lagomorpha, Leporidae. The record is from RefSeq and is a predicted model, not a curated record.